Messenger RNA from Clarias gariepinus (North African catfish), 2158 nucleotides. RefSeq names its product catalase (gene cat). The coding region runs from base 100 to 1674 and encodes 524 amino acids. Gene Ontology annotation, biological process: response to hydrogen peroxide; hydrogen peroxide catabolic process. The transcript is spliced from 13 exons. Gene Ontology annotation, molecular function: heme binding; catalase activity. The record is from RefSeq and is a predicted model, not a curated record. NCBI's taxonomy places the organism in Eukaryota, Metazoa, Chordata, Actinopteri, Siluriformes, Clariidae. Gene Ontology annotation, cellular component: cytoplasm; peroxisome; mitochondrion.
UAAACUACAGGAACAAAAACAGUGCCUGCUAGUCUGCAGCUACAAAAGCUUUAGCAGCCAUUCUACUGCGAAUCGGCGUUGCUUGGAAUUAUAAGAAAGAUGGCGGAAAACAGAGAAAAGGCUACGGACCAGAUGAAACUAUGGAAAGAAAGUAGAGGAGUUCAGCGACCCGACGUGUUGACCACGGGAGCAGGUGUUCCUGUAGGCGAUAAGCUGAACGUUCAGACGGCCGGACCCCGAGGACCACUGCUGGUGCAGGAUGUCGUUUUCACUGAUGAGAUGGCCCAUUUUGACCGGGAGCGCAUCCCUGAAAGGGUAGUGCAUGCCAAAGGAGCAGGUGCAUUUGGCUAUUUUGAGGUGACUCAUGACAUUACGCGCUACUGUAAGGCCAAGGUGUUUGAGCAUGUGGGCAAGACAACUCCGAUUGCUGUGAGAUUCUCUACUGUGGCUGGUGAGUCUGGUUCAGCUGAUACAGUCCGGGACCCUCGAGGUUUUGCAUUAAAAUUCUACACCGAAGAAGGCAACUGGGACCUGACGGGCAAUAACACACCCAUCUUCUUCAUCAGGGAUGCACUUCUGUUCCCAUCCUUUAUCCACACUCAGAAGCGGAAUCCUCAGACUCACCUAAAGGACCCCGACAUGGUGUGGGACUUCUGGAGUCUGCGUCCAGAGUCUCUGCAUCAGGUGUCGUUCCUCUUCAGCGAUCGCGGAUUGCCUGAUGGAUUCCGCCAUAUGAAUGGCUACGGAUCCCACACCUUCAAACUGCUCAACUCGGACGGCAACCCUGUCUACUGCAAGUUCCACUACAAGACUGAUCAAGGCAUCAAGAAUCUGCCUGUAGAGGAGGCAGACCGUUUGGCCUCCAGUGAUCCUGACUACGCCCUCCGUGACCUGUACAACGCCAUUGCCACUGGCAACUUCCCCUCCUGGACCUUCUACAUUCAGGUCAUGAGCUUUGAGCAGGCGGAGAAGUACCCCUGGAACCCAUUUGAUCUGACCAAGGUUUGGUCCCAUAAAGACUACCCUCUGAUUCCAGUUGGACGCUUUGUGUUAAAUAAAAACCCUGUAAACUAUUUCGCUGAGGUGGAACAACUGGCAUUUGAUCCCAGUAACAUGCCACCAGGCAUCGAGCCAAGUCCUGACAAGAUGCUGCAGGGCCGUCUUUUCUCUUACCCUGACACUCACCGUCAUCGGCUUGGAGCCAACUACCUCCAGCUGCCUGUUAAUUGCCCUUAUCGUGCCCGCGUGGCCAACUAUCAGAGAGAUGGACCCAUGUGUAUGAAUGACAACCAGGGCGGAGCGCCCAACUACUUCCCCAACAGCUUCAGUGCUCCAGAUUGUCAGACACGCUUUAUGGAGUCCAAGUUUAGAGUCUCUCCUGAUGUUGCACGCUACAACAGCUCGGAUGAGGAUAAUGUGACACAGGUUCGCACGUUUUUCACCAAGGUGCUGAAUGAUGCCGAGCGCGAGCGUCUGUGCCAGAACUUGGCUGGACAUCUAAAAGGAGCUCAGCUCUUUAUUCAGAAGCGCACGGUUCACCGUCUGAUGGAAGUGCACCAGGAUUAUGGCUCUCGUGUUCAGGCGCUGCUCGAUAAGUAUAAUGCAGAAGGCAAAAAGAACUCUGUGCACGUGUAUACCCAGGGAGGUUCAUCUGCUGUGAAUUCCAAGAUGUGAUGUGAUUCACUCUCACUACAUUUAAAACAGCAGUACACCCAUAAGAGCACUUCUUCAUUUUCAUAUCAUUUUAGGUUUAAGACUUUAAUGUGGAAGUGAAUAAGAUAAUUUUAGUACCUAUUUGGCCUCAACAGACAUUUGAACGUUAUUAAUGCUGAGGAAAGACUAGGGAAAAUGCCUUACAGACCACUAAUCAUUUCUUUACUGUGCAGGACAGCUUUGUGUAAGCGAUGAUAAGUAUUUUGUAUUCUCAGUACAAGUAACCAUAGAGUAAGUCGCAUUUUAAUCAUACUCCAAGUUACUUUUUCCGUAAAAAUGUGAUUAAACAGAUCCUUUUAUUUUCCACUUUUUUUGUUUCUGCACUUUGUAAUACAAUAAAAAUGUUGUAAUGUGAUUCCCAAACCCCUAACAUGCUCUCGCAGGUUAUAAUCAUUAAAACACUUUUAAAUGAACAAUAAAUGUGUGUGUAACUGUCCACUGAUAA